This is a messenger RNA of Mycena citricolor, 1542 nucleotides long. NCBI's taxonomy places the organism in Eukaryota, Fungi, Basidiomycota, Agaricomycetes, Agaricales, Mycenaceae. The record is from the annotation of a GenBank genome assembly.
CCGAGAGAUACUCUAUUGUUCACAGUCAUGGCUACGAAAUCCCAACUCAGAACGCUCGCCGACCUUCUGCUCAACUCCGUGAACAGCAUAGAGACCCGUCUCGCAUCGAGAAACCUGGCGUUUCCCAGUCUCGCGACCCCAUUCGACCCGCACACAGAGGCAGAAUCCGUCCUUCGUGAAACGGACAUGCUCUCCGCGGUGUCACAAAUCGUGGCGGCGGCCUCGCAGAUGAUAGCGAUGGUCCGGACGCCGGUAGAGACUGUCAUGGAGUACAGCAUGCUAUACCACCUUCCAUCGUGUUUGCGUGCAGCAAUCGAGAGCAACGUCGUCGAGAUUGUGGGAAGAGCUGGGCCCAAGGGCAUCCAUAUACAUGACAUCGCAAGGAUCAAUGGGACUUCCCCGCAGAAACUGGGCCGCAUUCUCCGCCUCCUUGCAAAUCACCACAUUUUUCGGGAAAUUCGACGGGAUGUUUUCUGUGCGAAUCGAUUAUCGUCAGUGCUUGAUUCCGGCAAGUCCUUGGAAAAGUUGGAUGCCAAUCCGCAGGCCCGGUACGAAAACUCAUCUGGAGUCGCCGCACUAGUAGUUAUGCACGCGGACGAAGGGCUCAAGUCCUCCGCGUUCCUUACCGAAGCAUUCCUGUCUCCAUGCACCGCGCAUUCAACUCAAGCGACCGAUUCUCCAUGGAACAUUGCGUUCCAGACAAACAUGUUCAUCUUCGACUACUAUGACAAGCCGAAGAAGGCGCACCUCAAGGUCCGGUUUUCCUCGGCGAUGGCAUGCAGCACCCGUCUGGAGCCCCCCGCUGCGAUACUCGCUGGGUUUGACUGGACGAAGCUGCCCGUGAGCGCAACAGUCGUCGACGUCGGCGGCGGAGUCGGCGCGACUUCUCUCAUCAUCGCGAAGAACGUCCCCCACCUGAAUCUCGUGGUGCAGGACCGCACCUCCGUCAUCUCCGUCGCGCACAAGUACUGGCCUUACGAGAUGAUCGCAAGCGGCCGCGUGAGGCUGCAGGAGCACGACUUCUUCUCCGCCCAGCCCAUUCGCGACGCAGACGUGUUCUUGUUGCGCUGGAUCAUGCACGAUUACGACGACACUAAAGCGUGGGAGAUCCUCCAGAACUUGCGCGAGGCAGCGACAAGUAGCACGAAACUCGUCACCGUUGAUAUCCUCAUGCCUCAUACCUGCAUCGAUGAUGAGCAGGAUUCGCACUACGACAUACCAGGGGCAUUCACUCCAUCUGCACCGGGCCCGCUGCUGCCGAACAUGGGAGCAGCAAAUAACAUGAAGUACUGGCUGGACAUGCAGGUGAGAGAUGACGGAGCAGACGUCGGGACCAGGGGAAUGACGCGUCUCGCAGAUGUUCGUACUUGGAAACAGUCAGGAACGAACAUUGCCGCAGUUCGUUGCGUUGGCCGCAUGCGCAGGAUGGAAAGUUGUGCAGGUGCAUCACAUUCCUGGCUCUGCGCUCGGUCAGUGUGUCUCGAUACCCAUAUGAGCGAAAAAGAAGCAAGCAGAAAAAUGGCACAGCCCUCGGCCCGUUGA